CCGGCAGCCAGUCAGGCAGACCAGUAGCAAAGCCAGCACUGGCCCCCUCCUAGACUGGCGGUGGCAUGAAGAUGGGGGUGGGAGUGUGUAGCGGGAGAAGCACCUACCAGGACCCCUACCUGCCCACUACUUGGGCACCCCAAAGCUGUGUGCUGCCCACCUGGUGUUCCCCAACAUCUCCAGCUCUACCAAGUGCACCCCUCUGGCACCUGCUUCCCCUGCUGCCAGCGAUUUAGACCAACCAGGCUGUAUCCACGGCAACAGAAGCAGGAGUGUCACUGGCUGCCAGAUCACUGAGGGUCCCACAAUGUGGCCUGGAUUGUGGUUUAUCCUGGUUGAGACAGAGUGAGCGCCCUUCCUGAAUUCCAAGACAGUCCUGCUAAGAGAACCCAGGUGUAGUUCAGCAAGACAACUGAUGGAGUCCCCCAGGUCCCAUCAAAUAUUGGACUGGCCAACCCCCUAGGGUUGGGGGUAGCCCUUGCCCCUCAGUAUGGCCAACACCACCGGAGAGCCUGAGGAGGUGAGCGGCUCACUGUCUCUGCCAUCAGCAUCGGCUUAUGUGAAGCUGGUACUGCUGGGACUGAUCAUGUGUGUAAGCCUGGCAGGCAAUGCCAUCUUGUCCCUGCUGGUGCUCAAGGAGCGUGCCCUGCACAAGGCUCCUUACUACUUUCUGCUGGACCUGUGCCUAGCUGAUGGCAUACGCUCUGCCAUCUGCUUCCCCUUUGUACUGGCUUCUGUGCGCCAUGGCUCCUCAUGGACAUUCAGUGCACUCAGCUGUAAGAUUGUGGCCUUUAUGGCUGUGCUGUUUUGCUUCCAUGCGGCCUUCAUGCUGUUCUGCAUCAGCGUCACCCGCUACAUGGCCAUCGCCCACCACCGCUUCUAUGCCAAGCGCAUGACACUCUGGACAUGCGCAGCUGUCAUCUGCAUGGCCUGGACUUUGUCUGUGGCCAUGGCUUUCCCACCUGUCUUUGAUGUGGGCACCUACAAGUUUAUCCGAGAGGAAGACCAGUGCAUCUUUGAGCAUCGCUACUUCAAAGCAAAUGACACACUGGGCUUUAUGCUUAUGUUGGCUGUGCUCAUGGCAGCCACACAUGCUGUCUAUGGCAAGCUGCUACUCUUCGAGUAUCGUCACCGCAAGAUGAAGCCAGUGCAGAUGGUACCAGCCAUCAGCCAAAACUGGACAUUCCAUGGCCCUGGGGCUACCGGCCAGGCUGCUGCCAACUGGAUCGCUGGCUUUGGCCGUGGGCCCAUGCCACCAACUCUGCUGGGUAUCCGGCAGAAUGGGCAUGCAGCUAGCCGGCGGCUACUGGGCAUGGACGAGGUCAAGGGUGAAAAGCAGCUGGGCCGAAUGUUCUACGCGAUUACACUGCUCUUCCUGCUCCUCUGGUCACCAUACAUCGUGGCCUGCUACUGGCGAGUGUUUGUGAAAGCCUGCGCUGUGCCCCACCGCUACCUGGCCACUGCUGUUUGGAUGAGCUUCGCUCAGGCUGCUGUCAACCCAAUCGUCUGCUUCCUGCUUAACAAGGACCUCAAGAAGUGCCUGAGGACUCAUGCCCCUUGCUGGGGCACAGGAGCUGCCCCAGCUCCCAGGGAACCCUACUGUGUCAUGUGAAACAAGCCAGUAGGUGAUAAGCAGGGAGUAAGUUAGGAUCACCAUACUGGGGCCGACAGCAGGGGAAGAGUGGGACCCAUACAGAAGCCUUCUUUUUUGAACUUCAGCCCAGGCUCUCAAACCAUCCACAACUGAGGCAUUUUGCCAACACCUCCCUAGGGGUGGAAACUGGGUGAGGAACUGGGAAAGAGGCAUUUCUAGUUUUGUGGGGCUUGUCCUCCAGCCGCCUCCUCUUAAACAAUCUCAUUUUCCCAUGCCCUCCCUGCCUCCCUAUACCUCUCCCCUCUCCUAUCUUUCUAAAGUGAUGAUUCAGUAAAAGAAAACAAACUGAAAAUGCAGGGUUUUUAAUUAUAACAGCUGAGGCAACAGGCUUUCUUGCUUAAAUGCCCCCCCUUUGACAUUGUCAAUAAAUGGGAAAUUUCUCCUGUAAAAUAGAUUUCCAAUGAUCCUGCCCCCUCGGCUCCCAUUCACUCUCCCAUUCUGAGUCCCUUGCAAGACCUGGAUGUUUAGGAAAUCCUGACUUAAGGCUUCACACAAAAGGGACCAAAUGGGUGCUGCCCUCCUGGGGAGCAAAGAUGUUUAAAUUGCUAUGUUGUGUGCAAUGUUGUUUUUGGCUACCCUCUAUCCCAAGCCUGGUCUCCUGUCCUUCCCUACCAUGUCCAGACUUUGAAGGUGUUUCUUGAGGCUCUGUUUGAGAAGCCAAGAGCAUACAGACAGGGCCUCCAUGAUGUGCCCAGGUCAGAUGAAAAGCUGAACAAUAGAUGAGCAACUCAACCAAAAUAUACCAAACUUAGCUAUAUUCUCUCAAGCUUUCUCUUGGAUUCCCCAGCCUUUCUUCUUGGGAAUAUGCAUCCACUUGUCCCUACCAGGGAUGAUGUGGGUAUAUACUGACAGGGGACGUCAUCUAUGGAAG
Phodopus roborovskii (desert hamster) is the source of this 2525-nucleotide messenger RNA. It is a transcript of the gene Gpr173, whose product is annotated as G protein-coupled receptor 173. The transcript has 2 exons. The coding region runs from base 491 to 1612 and encodes 373 amino acids. NCBI's taxonomy places the organism in Eukaryota, Metazoa, Chordata, Mammalia, Rodentia, Cricetidae. The record is from RefSeq and is a predicted model, not a curated record. Gene Ontology annotation, biological process: G protein-coupled receptor signaling pathway. Gene Ontology annotation, molecular function: G protein-coupled receptor activity. Gene Ontology annotation, cellular component: plasma membrane.